Ylistrum balloti is the source of this 4558-nucleotide messenger RNA. RefSeq names its product ubiquitin conjugation factor E4 A-like. NCBI's taxonomy places the organism in Eukaryota, Metazoa, Mollusca, Bivalvia, Pectinida, Pectinidae. Gene Ontology annotation, molecular function: ubiquitin-ubiquitin ligase activity. The record is from RefSeq and is a predicted model, not a curated record. Gene Ontology annotation, cellular component: ubiquitin ligase complex; nucleus; cytoplasm. Bases 87 to 3182 code for a protein of 1031 amino acids. The transcript is spliced from 18 exons. Gene Ontology annotation, biological process: protein polyubiquitination.
UAAACCUGACGUGGACUACGAUGCUUCGUUCUCGAAGUACAUGUAAUACGAAAGAACAAAAUCCAAAAUAAAAUUAUACUAUCGACAUGGAUGACUUGGCAGCAAAUCCGUUUGCACAGCUGUUUCCUGAUAUUAAUGAGGCAAGACAGUUUAUGAUGGUAUCUGCCUCUCAGAAACAAGAAGUUUUGGAGCGACAGGAAGCUGAGAAAGUUCGCAAAUGUAUUCAACUCAGCAGUGUUCUAGAGAAAGUGUUUUUAUUCACACUCGAUCAAGAAAUAGCUGAUGACAGCGAAAGGCCAUCAAAGUUGGUGAUUAUCAGAGAAUUGAGUCAGUCACUCCAACAGGGCAACCAAACAUGGUUGGACAUGAAAUAUAUAGAACAAGCUGUGUUUGAGCGUCUUCUGUUGAACAACCCUAUGAAUGAUGUCAUAUCAACAAGACACAAGAGUUCGUCAGAUGAUGCUAAAGCCCGACGACUCGCUGGAGAAGGAGAGGUGCUCCGGUACCUUAUGCAGUGCUUUGAAAGGUCCUUGGUUGCUAAAAAAGACAAACAGAAUGAUGAGUUUGCAUCUGAGUUAACAAAAUGCCAAGAAGUAAUGGUGCUGAAUGCCAGUACGAGUUUGCAGCAGCCAGAUCUAUACCAAGGACAGGAUCCCAGGUCACAGUUCAUACAGCUGUACCAGGAGGAGAUGGGUGGGGCUCUUGAGGAGGAAAGUGGCAAUAUCGAAUUCUUUGAUUUGAUUGUGAGACAGAUGGUGGCUUAUGAUGACUUAGAUGUAUUAGAACCUGUGUUUAGACCUGUGUUAGAAUAUGCCUCUAAAAAGUUUUCUGAGGACUUUACACUGUCCAGCGGAGGCAUCACGCGCUGUAUAGAUCUUCUAGGAUUCUUCACUCGACAUGAGGCUCUUGCCAAGAUAUUUAUGAAAUACAUUGAGCCUAAAGACUGGAACAGUGGCAAAGCUUAUGAGAGGACCCUGCUAGGCUCUAUGCUGUCCUUGAACUGUAUACCGGUGACAGAGCUGGGAACCAACCCUUGGUUUGACCAGCCAUCUUCUAAACAGAAGAGAGAACUAGAUAUAAUGGAAAGCAACAUUCACCAGUUGUUGGAGAACUUGGGGACAAAACUGCACAAGUUUUUGGAUACACUGAUCAGGAUCUCACCACACCUUCGACACCUUGUUCUUACCUGGAUAGGGAAAUGUAUUCACGCCAACCUAGGGAGAUCAAAAAUUUGGUCCUCACAGAUGCCACAGCUGUUCAGUCAGAUGUUUGCAUCGGAUGGGUUCUGCCUGAACUUGUGUUUUGUCAUGCUGCAGUUCUGUUACCCAAUCACAACCAAGGAGGCGAAGCUGUUGAUGAUACAACCUAGCUACACAACAGUCAUCACGGCUGACGACCAGCAUGCUCAACAAGUUGGAGUACACUCGAAAGGCUUAAACAAGGAGACCUGUCUCAUCCCUCUGGAUGAGAAUAAGCCCAAACUUCAGCCAGAGGACCACUACAACUUUGUCACCGAGUGUUUCUUCCUUACACACCAGUGUCUGAACGUAGGAUUCCGAACUGUACAUGGACGCUUUCUCAAAUUAAAUCAGAGUUUACACAGAAUACAGCGACUCUAUCAGGAUGUGAGAGACCAGGGGGAUAGUGCUGUAAGAGAGGUCAAAAGUGAGAUGGAUAAAGCCAUGUCUAUAUACUUGUGUAUAAAAGCUGCUCUCUGUGAGCCACAUAUGCUUGAAAAAGCACUAAACUUUCAUCUGGCAACAUCCAUCUGGCUGUCCAAAAUCACAAUAUCAGAUGAUGUCCGAUCUGUCAAAGAAAUCUCGUUUCCUUUGCCCGAGGAGGUUCCCCUAGCCAUAUCUCACAUUCCUGAGUUCGUGAUGGGUAAUGUUACGGACUUCACCAUGUUCAUGCACAGGUUCAAGGACAAUCUGUUUCAGGUUGCGAAGGAAAGACUUGACAACUUCAUGACGCUAAUACUGGUUUUCAUGGGAAGCCCAGAACGAAUGAAGAAUCCACAUUUACGAGCUGAACUUGCUGAAACUUUGGCAGCACUCAUACCCCCAAAGAUGGAUGACAAUUCUGGUCAAUAUGACUUCAUAAGACAUAGGUUGUUUUACUACCACCCCCAUGUGAAGCACAUUGCUGAGAAGCUGCUGCAUGUAUUUGUGAGUAUAGAGAUGACAGGUCAGAGUGUGGAGUUCGAGCAGAAGUUUAACUAUCGCCGACCUAUGUAUAUCACUUUGGAGCAUAUCUGGGAGAUAGAAACUCACAGGGAUGUCAUCAAGAUGAUGUCAGAAUAUGCUGAAGAACACAUAGAGGACACAGACCCACCGCUUUUCUUACGCUUUAUCAACCUCCUAAUCAACGACGCUAUCUUCCUGUUAGACGAGGCUUUAUCGUUCAUGAGCCAGAUCAAGGAGAAGCAACAGCAGAAGGAACGUGGGGAAUGGCAAGAGUUACCUCCCCAGCGACGCCAAGAGGAGGAAAACACACUUCGACAGCUGACAAUGCUAGCUCGCUACCACAACCAGAUGGGCAAUCAUACCAUCCACUCCCUGGAGAUGAUCACUAAGGAAAUCACAUCCAUUUUCUGCCAUCCCUCUAUUGUUAAUAGGAUAGCAGGCAUGCUCAACUAUUUCCUCCAGCAUCUUGUUGGUCCCAAGCAGAGAAAUUUCAAAGUGAAGGAUAAAGAUGAGGUAGAUUUCAAGCCAGAUCAGACAGUUUUAGAUAUUGUGAGAAUAUACAUGAACUUGGGAGGUACAGAUUGUUUCUGUCUGGCUGUAUCUGGAGAUGGGCGUUCCUACUCAGCAGAGCUCUUCCCCAAGGCCAUCAGUGUCCUUCAGCGUAUAUCUGCCUCUCCAGCCAUCAUCAGUGAUUUUGAAAUUUUCCAGGACAAAUUGACGAAAAUGCGAAUACAACAAGAAGAGGAAGAAGAAUUAUUUGAUGACGCCCCAGACGAGUUCAUUGACCCAAUCAUGGGUACAUUAAUGACAGAGCCUGUUCUGCUGCCCUCCUCCAAAAAUAUUAUGGACAAAAAUGUUCUGGCUAGACACUUACUCAGUGACCAGAGUGAUCCAUUCAACAGAUCACCUCUUAGCCUGGACAUGGUCACCCCAGCAACAGAGCUCAAGGAUCAAAUACAGCAAUGGAUGGCUGAGAAACGGCAGGAGAAAAACAAGUGACAGCAAUCAGUGAACAUUAUGGUAUAUAAACAGAGCGAGUUGUGAUAUCCUUGUAUUAUGUCUGUAGACUGCUACAGUCUAACAAUCCUACUAACAUUCGGUACGCUUAAAAAUCCGGAGUGGAAAGAACUCGUCCUGGGUUGCACUGGGCUGUCAGCGGAACAAUACCAAGUAUUAUUCCUGGGUCUGUAUGUGAUCACCAUUGCCACCACGUCAUUCUGAUUUCAAUGCCUCAAGUAAGACUCAUACCUCUGGUUAAUUAGUGUCUUGCUCAACUGAUUGAGUUAAAGAGAUGACCUCUGUAGCUGUGACGUAGUUUUUACCAGAGUCAUAUCAUCGUUAAAACUUAACACAUCAUGUAAAUAAUAAAAUGAGCCGGCAGUGAUACACACUGAAAUACUUAAACCAAUCAUCAGUAAACCAGCUGGCAGCUACAUCAUUUACACAAUUAAAUCAGAAAUCAAGAAGACAAUCCUGUGCAGUGUUUCCUAAAUUGUCAAUUAAAUAAUUUCCUGUUGUAUACAACAACAUCUGUGUAUGCCAACAUGACCAGUAUUACCAAUCUUUGUUUGGCUGAGCUUAUCACUUGUGAACGUUCCAAGUCAUUUUGAGACAGGGUCUCCUUGUAGCAGCUGGUUGAUACUUCACUGAACAUAUACAGGAGCCUCAUCACAUGUUUUUCAAAGCGAUUAGGGAUAAGUGGGUCCAUAUCACUAGUCAUGAGAUGUCAAUAUAGACAAGUUCUAUAUACAAAUGUUUAAUGUUGGAUCCUAGUUAUGUUUCUAGUGUACACAGAUGAACAAUGUCAAUACACAGGUUUAUACAGAAAUGAUUCUGGUACACACAGAUUAACAAGGUCAAUAUAGACAGGUUUAUAUAGAAAUGAUUCUGGUAUACAAUGGUUAACAAGGUCAAUAUAGACAGGUUUAUAUAGAAAUGAUUCUGGUACACACAGAUUAACAAGGUCAAUAUAGACAGGUUUAUAUAGAAAUGAUUCUGGUGUACACAGAUUAACAAUGUCAAUAUAGACAGGUUUAUAUAGAAAUGAUUCUGGUGUACACAGAUUAACAAUGUCAAUAUAGACAGGUUUAUAUAGAAAUGAUUCUGGUGUACACAGAUUAACAAUGUCAAUAUAGACAGGUUUAUACAGAAAUGGUUCUGGUACACACAGAUUAACAAUGUCAAUAUAGACAGGUUUAUAUAGAAAUUAUUCUGGUGUACACAGAUUAACAAGGUCAAUAAAGACAGGUUUAUAUAGAAAUGAUUGUGGUGUACACAUAUUAACAAGGUCAAUAUAGACAGGUUUAUAUAGAAACGAUUCUGGUGUACACAGAUUAACAGACUACUAAUGUUUGAUUUAGGUAGGGUAUACUGUA